Paramuricea clavata is the source of this 243-nucleotide messenger RNA. The record is from the annotation of a GenBank genome assembly. NCBI's taxonomy places the organism in Eukaryota, Metazoa, Cnidaria, Anthozoa, Malacalcyonacea, Plexauridae.
AUGGAUGAAGUGAAAAUAAUGCUUGAAACAAACCAAUUUGAUAUACUAGCUGUCUGCGAGACGCAUCUUAGCAAGAAAAUAGGUAACAGACAGCUACAAGUUGAUGGAUAUCGAACCAUUCGACGAGAUCGUCCCGAUGGCAGAAGGGGUGGUGGAAUGGUGGUCUUUGUAUUGAAAACUCUGACUGCAGUACACUUGAAACAUUUGGAUCAUGAGAAGAUAGAAGCUAUAUGGCUAAGAAUA